AAAACGUUUUAUUGAGAAGCCAUAACAAAUUAUUUGUGCACACGGAUUUAUCUUCAUGCUUAUUUUACCUGAGUAUGACAAAUUAAAGCCAUGUCUGACUAAUAGAUUCAUUAUAUUCGCUAUAUAAGCGCGGACAUGUAAAGAUCAAAUCCGAGUAUUAUCGCCAGAGUCAGAAAUGCGACUUUUUCCAGUUUACUUUGCUAUCUUCCUGUUUCAAUAUGAAGUCUGCUCCAUAUCGGAUACUAUGAAAACCGAACUGCGAUCCUGGUUUGGAAACAUAAAGCAGCUGCAGAAUCCGGUAACGCUCAACACCCUGAAAAAACUGUGCGUCGUGGAAGUGAUGCGGGGCAGCAAACAUCGGAUAAAUGUUGGCAAUAUCGACAUUUCGAAUAAGAAUACUUUGGAAAACUUCAUCAAGCUGCCGAGCAUCAAAAUGCCGAACAUUACAAUUGUCAUCGUGGAAGAUGAGUCGUCCAAGAGGGCGAGAAGCGGCAGUCAGUAUAAGGAACGGGAAAUGGAGAAACUAGUUUCAAAAUUUAAGGAAUGUAUUCUUGCAAAACUUAAGGCACUAUCUUAGUUACAAGAUAAAAUUAACUUUUUAAAGAAAUGUUUU
Messenger RNA from Drosophila mauritiana, 613 nucleotides. RefSeq lists its product as uncharacterized. The record is from RefSeq and is a predicted model, not a curated record. The transcript is spliced from 3 exons. The coding region runs from base 176 to 577 and encodes 133 amino acids. NCBI's taxonomy places the organism in Eukaryota, Metazoa, Arthropoda, Insecta, Diptera, Drosophilidae.